AUGAAUUUUUCUUCUUGGAGUAAUAAUCAAAAUCCUAACCAAAAUAUAUCUCAAUCGUCUGCUUUAUCCGGAAUUCAGCCUCAAACUAACCUAUUUUCAAAUACUUCUUUUGGAAACCCUGCAACUACUCAGACAGGAUUUUUCGGGUCUCAAAAUCAAAGCAUAUUUGGCCAAACAUCUCAAAAUAUUGGAACUCAACCACAAGGAUUUUCUACUUCUCAGAGCCUUUGGGGUCAAAAUCAAGCAUUUCCAACUUCUCCGGCCACAGGAAGUUUUGGAACCCUUCAAAGUCAAGGAAAUCAAAGUUUUCAGUCAACGGGUCAAUCUGGUUUUACUUCUCAAUCUUUUGGAACAUUUCCUAACUCGGGGGCACAAACCAAUUCAAUUAUUUCACAGCCCUUUGGAAUUGUGACCUGUCAACAAUCUUUUAAUGCUCCUUUCCCAAUCCAAGGACAAAAUACUUCACAACAAGGCCUAUUCAACACUCCAUCAACUGUGACAUCCCAACAAGGUCUAUUCAAUAUUCCAUCAACUGGAACGUCCCAACAAGGUCUAUUCAAUAUUCCAUCAACUGGAACCUCCCAACAAGGCUUAUUCAAUAUUCCAUCAACUGGAACAUCCCAACAAGGCCUAUUCAAUAUUCCAUCAACUGCGACCUCACAGCAAGGCCUAUUCAAUACUCCAUCAACUGUGACUUCCCAGCAAGGUUUAUUCAACAUUCCAUCAAUUGCGACAUCGCAACAACAGGGCUUUUCGAAUAUUCCAACAAUUGGGACCCCCCAACAAGGCCUAUUCAACAUUCCAUCUACUACGACCUCACAGCAAGGCCUAUUUAACACUCCAUCAACUGUGACUUCCCAGCAAGGUUUAUUCAACAUUCCAUCAAUUGUGACCUCUCAACAACUGGGAUUUUCGAAUAUUCCAACAAUUGGGGCCUCCCAACAAGGUCUAUUUAACAUUCCAUCAACUGUGACCUCCCAACAAGGUCUAUUUAACACUCCAUCAACUGUGACCUCCCAACAAGGUCUAUUCAAUAUUCCAUCAGCUGUGACAUCCCAACAGGGCCUAUUCAACAUUCCAUCAACUGUGACCACACAACAAGGUCUAUUCAAUAUUCCAUCAACUGGAACGUCCCAACAAGGUCUAUUCAACAUUCCAUCAACUGGAACCUCCCAACAAGGCUUAUUCAAUAUUCCAUCAACUGGAACCUCCCAACAAGGCUUAUUCAAUAUUCCAUCAACUGCGACCUCACAGCAAGGCCUAUUCAAUACUCCAUCAACUGUGACUUCCCAGCAAGGUUUAUUCAACAUUCCAUCAAUUGCGACAUCGCAACAACAGGGCUUUUCGAAUAUUCCAACAAUUGGGACCCCCCAACAAGGCCUAUUCAACAUUCCAUCUACUACGACCUCACAGCAAGGCCUAUUUAACACUCCAUCAACUGUGACUUCCCAGCAAGGUUUAUUCAACAUUCCAUCAAUUGUGACCUCUCAACAACUGGGAUUUUCGAAUAUUCCAACAAUUGGGGCCUCCCAACAAGGUCUAUUUAACAUUCCAUCAACUGUGACCUCCCAACAAGGUCUAUUUAACACUCCAUCAACUGUGACCUCCCAACAAGGUCUAUUCAAUAUUCCAUCAGCUGUGACAUCCCAACAGGGCCUAUUCAACAUUCCAUCAACUGUGACCACACAACAAGGUCUAUUCAAUAUUCCAUCAGCUGUGACCUCCCAACAAGGAAUUCCAAAUAUAUCAGAAAAUAUCACCUCACAAGGCAUUUCAAAUGCUCCAUUGUUUUCUACCCAGCACUCGAAUUCCCCUGGAAUUACCCAAACAACUUUUCUUUCUUCUACUCCUUCAUCUCAAAUUCCUUCCCUCCAGACAUCAGCAAUGUUCACUACUUCAGCCACACAACCAAUCUCGAUUAUUCCAUCUGUCUCUAAUUAUUCUCAACCUUUCAGUAUGUCUUUAUAUAUUCACAACAAUCAGGCCAAAGUUCGGAGCCUUCAACCACUGCAGCUCCAAUUUCUGUCCCAGUUCAAUCAACUGUUACAUUUGAAUCAAAUUUGGCCUCCUUCCCAGCUUCUGGUGAGAGUGGAGUCCCUCAAUCAUCGACUUUGCCUACCUCCUUACCAAAUAUUGAGCCUAAUAUGGCUAAAUCAUGUUCCACUGCCGAUUUUCAAACGUAUUGUGAGGUUUGAUACAAUUAUAGGCAAAUUCAUUCAGAUAGUCCAGGCCAAACACAAAUGA
Molecule: messenger RNA, 2244 nt
Organism: Octopus sinensis (East Asian common octopus)
Lineage: Eukaryota; Metazoa; Mollusca; Cephalopoda; Octopoda; Octopodidae
Product: polycystic kidney disease protein 1-like 3
Exons: 2
Coding region: 1-2244 (747 amino acids)
Source: RefSeq, a predicted model, not a curated record